Molecule: messenger RNA, 2144 nt
Organism: Leptopilina boulardi
Lineage: Eukaryota; Metazoa; Arthropoda; Insecta; Hymenoptera; Figitidae
Product: zwei Ig domain protein zig-8-like
Exons: 9
Coding region: 832-1725 (297 amino acids)
Biological process (GO): synapse organization
Cellular component (GO): neuron projection membrane
Source: RefSeq, a predicted model, not a curated record
UUUAUGGUGUACCGGUGCAAAUAUGGAGUGUAUGGGAUUUCGUCGCGGUGUACGACUUUAGAGGGAGAAUGCUGAAAGGGGUGCUUGAAAACGGAACCAACACAGGAAGCUCAUUAAGUUACGCCCCGGGGUCUCGACUGCUGUUUUGUUGCAGUUUACUGCCCACUCCAACACCAAAUCAUAGCGUACUUCAAGCUGAAAGGAAUUCAUGUAAUUUACCGUGGGAAUAUUCAAUGUAUGGAAACCAUGCAAGGAAUUCUGGUAAAAGUUGGUAGAGUACCACAAAAGAGGGUGAUAUUGUCGAUUUGUUCAGUUCAACUUGUCUCCUUGACAAGAACCCAAUGAUGUCAAAUACUGUAUAAAAUACAAGUGUUCAACAAAUAGAAAACUCCGUCUAAAGUGGUUUUCUUGGUGAGAGAAAUCGGAUCUUCGUGACCCACGAUUUGAGGCUAAUGGCGGUCGAUAUAUCCGGCAAAUCCCCCGACGAUCGAAAGAUAAAGGACCUUCCUUACUGGAGGAUGCUCGACGUUAGCCGAGAUAUUAAUUGUGACCGAUAACGCUGUAAAUCGUACCACCUUCAUUCCUCCUUUUCAUCCUCUUCCUCAUUUUCCCCCCAUCAACCCUUUCCCCUUCAAAAAAAAAAAAAAAAAAAAAUUCGCCUACUGUUGUUAAACUCAUUUGUAAAAAAGACGCCUUCGCGCGACGAAAAAAAAAAGAAGAGGAUUUUAAAGAUUUCCUCUUCUUUAUCAAUUUGUGUAUAUUUGUGUAUGUGUGUGUGUGUGUGCGUGGUGUAAAGUCAGAGGAUUAAGAUGAAUCGAAUUCAUUUGUAAAAUGGCAUCACUCCCCCGUGUGGUUCUCGUGUUGUUGGGAAUUGCUUACCUGUUACGCGCAGAUUCAUCAUUCGACAAUGACAUUAUGGCUGGUCUAAGCAUACCUGAUGACUAUGAUGAAAGUAAGGAAGAUAAUACAGAUGGCGAUGAUGAAAGAUAUACAACGCGAAUGUCAAAAAAUCUCGUUCAAGAGGUGACAGCAAUUGUUGGUCAAAUUACAACUCUUUUAUGUAAUUUCGAGGAUCCAGGAAAUCGAACUGUAUCUUGGAUAAGAAAAAAAGAUUUACAGAUAUUGACAUCAAUGUACAUUACAUAUACUAGUGAUGUAAGAUUUAAAAUUAUUACAAAUAUAAGUUAUACGCCAGCGCAAGAAAAUUCCAGUAUCUGGAAUCUUCAAAUAGAUAAUGUCCAGCCGAGGGAUGAGGGUAUUUAUGAAUGUCAACUUAGUACGGAGCCCAAAAUACACAAAGCUAUUUAUCUUAAAAUUUUAGACGUCCAAGCUAAAAUUUUGGGUCCCGAGGAAGUUUUUGUGAAAAAAGGCAGUACAAUCAGUCUAACUUGCAUUGUUAAUGCACAAGACAUUGCACCAAGUAACGUAACUUGGUGGCACGCUGGAUUUAUCAUUGACUUCGACAGUCCCAGAGGGGGAGUAUCGUUGGAGACAGAGAAGGCCAAAGGUGGAACGACGAGCAAGUUGCUGAUAACGCGUGCUUCUCUCAAUGACAGCGGUAAUUAUACUUGUGUCUCAAGUAAAGCAGCACCUGCAAGUGUCAUUGUUCACGUAUUAAACGGUGAACAUCCAGCGGCAAUGCAGCACGGUGGAGGAAAUAAGCUCAUCUUAAGGACAUUUUCGAUCAGCCUCACUCUCAUUUUGACUCUAUUUUGGGCGCUUUAGUUAAGGACGCCAUCACUAGAGGGAGCGUUUUUAGUUGAGGACGCCAUCACUAGAGGGAGCGUUUUAGUUGAGGACGCCAUCACUAGGGGGAGCGUUUCAGUUGAGGACGCCAUCACUAGGGGGAGUGUUUUUAGUUAAGAACGCCAUCACUAGGGGGAGUGUUUUAGUUGAGAACGCCAUCACUAGGGGGAGUAUUUUAAUUGAAGACGCUACCACUAGAGGAACGCCACAGAGUUUAGAACUAUAAUUCUUUAUAUUCUAUAAAAAAAAUUCUUUAUUCUACAAAAAAUUCUUUUAAAACGAAAAUUCUAACAAUUUAUAAAGCCGCACCGACAUUGAUUAAAAAAUGAGUAAAAAUUUUAACUAUUUUAAAUUAAACCAAUUUACAAAUACUCAAAUAGCGAAUAUAUUGUUUUAUA